AUGUUUCCAGAACCGGUUCCAGAUGGACAUGCUGAUGGAUUUGAACAAGGAGUACCUGCGUUAGAUGGGCAUCACGACGAUGGGGAAAUCAUUGCCAUCCUGUGCCACUCGAAGACGGUGUGCAACCAGUGUGCCCGCGACCGGGUGCUGUCCUCGCAGUCGGCAGUCGUCGAGGGGUCAGUGCUGCCGGAACACUUGGUCUAUCUGGUCCCGGUAGCGGCGGUUUCCGCCACGCUUGAGCAACCCACCCAAAUCGGCGGUGUCCCGCCCCAGCUUGGCGGUGUCUCUGCCGAGCAAAUCACAGAAACACUAUUUAGAGCACAAAUCAAACCUCCGGAUGGCGGCGGAUCUACCACGAACAUUGUGCGCAUCAUCAACGAGGGUUCGGACAAUAAGGCAUCGGUCGUGUCGACGGUCGGUAGCUUAGGCAGGCGGAGUGCCGUCUUCGAACCGCUCGAGCGCAACUCCAAUGACGGGGAGAAGGAGGAUGGAGAAUUGAAAGACGACAUUGACGACGCCGGAAACGGAAGGGAACUGCCGAAGAAGAUGGCCUCGAAGGUCACGCUCAAGGAUAUCGAGGCGCUUGGGAAGAAGAGUGACAGUUUCGGCGGCGGCGGCGGUUCAAUCUUUUCGCGGCUGGGCGAGAAGAGCAACCAGAGAGAGAGCAAAGUGACGAACAACAACCCACCCGCAAACUCCUCCCAAAUCCAGAACGUCAUUCCGGUAAAGAAGAUCCCUGCCAAGGUGGUCACGGCAGGUAACGACCAGUCGGUCUCCUCGCGACGGCGCAGCUUUGACCGCAUAAACUCGGACGUUGAGCUGGCCAUAUCCGUAUCCUUCUAG
Messenger RNA from Culex quinquefasciatus (southern house mosquito), 843 nucleotides. RefSeq lists its product as uncharacterized. The transcript has 4 exons. NCBI's taxonomy places the organism in Eukaryota, Metazoa, Arthropoda, Insecta, Diptera, Culicidae. The record is from RefSeq and is a predicted model, not a curated record. The coding region runs from base 1 to 843 and encodes 280 amino acids.